Molecule: messenger RNA, 5454 nt
Organism: Xyrauchen texanus (razorback sucker)
Lineage: Eukaryota; Metazoa; Chordata; Actinopteri; Cypriniformes; Catostomidae
Product: zinc finger and BTB domain-containing protein 7B-like
Exons: 4
Coding region: 796-2316 (506 amino acids)
Biological process (GO): positive regulation of gene expression; regulation of transcription by RNA polymerase II
Molecular function (GO): DNA-binding transcription factor activity, RNA polymerase II-specific; RNA polymerase II cis-regulatory region sequence-specific DNA binding; protein binding
Source: RefSeq, a predicted model, not a curated record
UAUGUAUUAUGUGUGUGUGUGUGUGUAUUUAUAUGUAUUAUGUGUGUGUGUGUGUGUAUUUAUAUGUAUUGUGUGUGUGUAUUUAUAUGUUGUGUGUGUGUGUUUGUAUUUAUAUAUGUGUGUGUGUGUGUGUUUGUAUUUAUAUGUGUGUGUGUGUGUGUGUGUGUGUGUGUGUGUUCCUCGACUGAAAUUAUUUGACAUGCAAAUUCAAACUUUGUCACUUGAGUCAUUUACAGAAGCAGAAGAGGAAACGCGCGAUCAGCUUCAUGAAAUUGAAAGAAACGUGUUAAACAGUUUUUUAGUACAGUCCGAUGUGAUCCACCAGCCGCAGUCAUGCCCACUCCUGACACUCACACACACACAAACACACACGCGCACCGACGGGCCCGGCCUAUCAGUGUCCGACCCCCCGUCCGCGCCCUCAGAGCCAAUCACCCGCGGCCGCUGGAAGUAGGACAAGCCGCUUCCUGAUUGUGGGUUUAAGGAGGAGCCGCCGGAGUCCGUCAGGAGCGGAUCAGAACCAGCGAAACGGCGCAGGACCACCGACAACACACAGACACCGGACAGAUAGCCGCUACCGGAGACCGAACCGUGGAGCUAGUGCCGUGCGCGCGGGCGCGACGCGCGUCAGAUUCAGGAAGUGCGCGAGACGGCGGUCAGGUGGGACGCGCCGCGGCGGGGGAAACUCAGGUGACAGCAGCUCAGGAUCGACUCCGAGCACGUCAGACAGACAGACAGACAGACAGACAGACAGACAGACAGAAGCGUCUGUGAGUUUAUGGACUGGAGGUGGCGAUGUCUCCAGGAGAGGACGGUCUAAUCGGGAUCCCCUUCCCGGAGCACAGCAAUGAGCUCCUGUCCCGUCUUAACGCUCAACGCCGGUCAGGGCUGCUCUGUGACCUCACGCUGACCUCGCAUGGUGCGCGAUACCCAACGCACCGGUCCGUCAUGGCCGCCGUCAGUCUUUACUUCCGCCGUCUGUUUGGGGCGGAGGAGGGCGAGGAUGGAGGCGAGGGCGUGGGCGACAGCUGUAGCGUUUGCCAGCUGGAUUGCGUGUCGCCGGACGCGCUGGCGGCGCUGCUGGAGUUCGCCUACACCGCGACGCUGACGAUCCGCAGCUCGGGCAUGAGGGAUGUUCUGAAGGGUGCGCAGCUGCUGGGCAUUCAAUGUGUGGCAGACGCCUGCAGAGACAUCCUGGGCGAGUCGGGCAAUGAUCUGACAGACGCUGUAGAGGAGGCAGAGCGCUUGCCAUCUCGCCGCAAACAGGGCCGAUGCUCCGUGACCAGAGCGAUAACUCCAGUGAGACCAGCAUGGCGGAGUUCCCAACCCGAAAUGGUACCGGCGUCUGAAGAGUAUGGGCUGCUUCCCACGCAAGGGCGAGAAGGACACCCACCACCCAUCAUGGGACAGAACCGAGGUGCACGCGAAGGCCACCGAGAGGGGCUAAUUAACGGAGGCAAGCACUGGCCACAAGAGUCAACCUUGAUCCCUCAACGCCCUGAAGACACCCCAUCAGAGGAGGAGGAGUCAAGCGUGCAAGGGCAGGCCACACCCCUCAACAGCCAGUCACAAGCCAACGGAGCUGGGGGUGGAGCAACAGUGGGAGGUGGCAGGAAAAGGAAGUCUCAGACACCACAGCAGUGUCCCGUCUGUCAGAAAAUCAUCCAUGGGGCGGGAAAGCUGCCGCGGCACAUGAGAACACAUACGGGAGAGAAACCCUUCCAGUGCACCGCCUGCGGCGUCCGGUUCACACGGAACGACAAGCUGAAGAUCCACAUGCGUAAGCACACGGGUGAGCGGCCGUACCCGUGUCCCAGCUGCCCCGCCCGCUUCCUGCACUCCUACGAUCUGAAGAACCAUCUGUCGCUGCACAGCGGAGAUCGUCCUUUCGAGUGCCCGCUUUGCCACAAGGCCUUUGCCCGCGAGGACCAUCUGCAGCGCCACAGAAAGGGCCACAGCUGUCUGGAGCUCCGAACCCGUCGCCCGUGCCGUGCAACAGGGCCCGAAACCGGAGCCUCCCCACCCUCUGAUUUAUUCAGCGUUCAUCAGCAUCCCGAUCACAUGAGCGCAGUCGCAGCUGCGCAGCUCCGGUACCCACCAGACCCCGAGGGCCACAGUGUGCCGGUGCAGGCUGUGCCACUGAUGGGGGCAGCCAGGAUGCCCUACCCUGAGCUGCUGUGGCGGGCAGUUGGGGGACCGGCGAUUGAAGCGCUGGAUAAAAGAGAGGGAGGCUCGUCUCCACAUGGCAGCGCGCCAGUAACGCAUAGAACAUGGAACGAUGAGGAUGAGGACGCUGGUGGGGAGGAGGAAGAGUGAUAACGCUGGUGUGUGUGUGUGUGUGUGUGUGUGUGUGUGUAACAUUGUAAAUCAGUUGUAUAGUCACAUCAGUUUCUGUUCCUGCGGUGGAGCCCCUCAGAUCUCCAUGCAGCAAACUGUAACAUUUAUACGACAGCAACAUAAUGCAACUACAAGCACGGGAAAUGGUGAAAAAGGGUUUGGAACUGUUGUAAUAGUCAUUUCUCCUGUAUUUUGUUUUAUUUGUCAUAUUGUCUUUGUUUUUACAGUAUGUAUGAAUAUGUAUGUAUCCACAUCGAGCGCUUUUGCAGAUCUAUUAAUGUCGAAUUGUUUUGUUAUGUUCUGUCUGGAGGACUUGAGGUUUAUAUUGUUCAUGCUAUGCAGAAUUUAACAUGAGAGAGAGAUUGAACAAAUCAGGCAAAAAAAUCAAUAAUUAAUUAAAGGCGACAUAAAGAUGUGGCCUUCUGUCUACAGUACAUACCGCCACGUACAGGUCAUGACCGGUGAUGACAGGUGAUUACUGGUGAUGACAAGUCAUAACCGGUGAUGAUGACAGGUCAUGACCGGUAAUGACAGUUUAUGAUGACCGGUGAUUACCAGUGAUGACAGGUCAUAACCGGUGAUGAUGACAGGUCAUGACCGGUAAUGACAGUUGAUGAUGACCGGUGAUUACCAGUGAUGACAGGUCAUAACCGGUGAUGAUGACAGGUCAUGACUGGUGAUGACAGGUCAUGACAGGUCAUGACUGGUGAUGGCUGGUGAUGACAGGUCAUGACUGGUGAUGAUGACAGAUCAUGACCGGUAAUGACUGGUGAUGACAGGUCGUGACAGGUGCUCAGGGUAUCAUGAAGCUGAACUGACCGGUGAUGAUGACUGGUGAUGACAGGUCAUGACCGGUGAUGAUGACAGGUGAUUACCAGUGAUGACAGGUCAUGACCGGUGAUUACCAGAGAUGACAGGUCAUGUCUGGUGAUGAUGACAGGUCAUGACCGGUGAUGAUGACAGGUGAUUACCAGUGAUGACAGGUCAUGUCUGGUGAUGAUGACAGGUCAUGACUGGUGAUGACUGGUGAUGACAGGUCAUGACUGGUGAUGAUGACAGAUCAUGACCGGUAAUGACUGGUGAUGACAGGUCGUGACAGGUGCUCAGGGUAUCAUGAAGCUGAACUGACCGGUGAUGAUGACUGGUGAUGACAGGUCCUGACCGGUGAUGACAGGUGCUCAGGGUAUCAUGAAGCUGAACUGACCGGUGAUGAUGACUGGUGAUGACAGGUCCUGACUGGUGAUGAUGACCGGUGAUGACAGGUGCUCAGGGUAUCAUGAAGCUGAACUGCUAUCUGGUGAAGAAUUUAGUUUAGAUGCUCUUAAAUGUAGCUUAUUUUUAUUUUUUUUACAAUUCCUUUUCAAAUGAUAGAAUUUCCUCUCACACCAAAGAUUACGAUUGGAAUGAAUUGAGACAUUAGAGAUGCGUUUUGCUCAGUAGAAUAUAUAUAUUGCUCGGAUACUUCUAGCCUUAUUUUAAAAAGAGCGACCGAAAGCGGACCAGAUCUCAGUUCUUACACCUCUGAGGUGUUUAAUCCGCUCUGUUGGACAAGAGCGCGAGGGCCUUGUGAAUCUCAGUCGGAAAUGUUUGACGAUUUCUGUUUACGUUUGUUCAGUUUUUGAGUUUGAGAUGCUGAAUUUAGAGGAACGGUCCUAAUUUUCCAGCGCUAGUUUUCUUUAUAAAAGAAAAGGGAAGAUGAGAAAAAAAAUCUUUUGUGUACUAUUCUAUUUAUUUAUUUGUUGGUUUGAUAUUUAUUGCAGCGUUUGGGUUAUUCUGCAUCUUCCUUAUGAAGCUUCUCACACGCUUCUCUCAGAGUCUGAAGUUGUUUUACUUUUUCGCCGAGAUCGAUGACUGUAGUCAGUUGACUCCUUUAGGCCUGGUCUAGGAUCAGUUUUGCCUUUUUUUCUCGUAAUGGCCUCAGGUAGAUGCAGUGUGACGUCUGAUCUCUGAACAGUGGCUGCUGCCGCUCAACUGGAUGUCCGUUGCAUCCCGUAUGACAUCACUGUACAUGUGUACAGGCGCAUGUAAACGCUCCGGUGCUUUACAGAACUGCAAGAUUGAUGGAGUUUCUGCAAUCUCCUCUGUUUGCAAAAUUUUGCACAUUGAAUUUCUAAAUUAAAGUAAAAUGCCCUCCAGUGAGGGGCACAAAACUCAGAGGAGUUUUGCCUUUUUGACACAAAUGCAUUUAUAAAACAAGGAAUAUAAUAAAUGAACAUUUGCAUUAUAUGGAGAAUAAGUCUAUAGCUUUAGUCGCCGGAGAGCGUUUUGGCUCUUUGAUCAAUUCUUUAAAGCAAUCUAUAUGAGAGACCCCGAUCGACAGGCGUCAGGGGAAGCGUUUCGCAAUGCAUUCUGGGGGUUUGAGUCUUGUGUUUGUUAGUGUACCGCUGACAGUAGGGAAACUACCCAAAGAGGUUUAUUUGCACUAAAAAUUGAAUCUUUGUGUUUUGAAAUAUUUUCUUAUUCAUUAGAUCACUUAAUGAUUGUACAUUCUCAAUUUCUUUAAAAAAUACAAAAUGUUAAAAAAAAUCUGCAUCGUAAUAUUAAGAAAGUUAUGAUGUAAAAUGGUCAAGCUGCCUUGGUUUAAUUUUUUUAUUUUAUUUUUUUUUUGCAACUAUUCUCAGGAAAUCGUGAGCCAUGCACUGGUUAUGCAAAAGUUUGCUGAAAUCUUAAUUUAAUGUAUAGAUUUGUGCUUGGAAAUAUGAAUAGCCCUGUUAGCAAGAAAAGCCUAGUUUAAUUACGCUUUUAAAGAAAUGUAAUCGUUUAGUAAUGGAGAUUGUUUUAUAUGAACUGAUUGGUUUGUUUUGGGCUGUUCUUACUAUAGAAGUGAAUGUAUGGAUGGGCGCUGAUCUUGUGUUUUUGGGUGACGGGGCUCCUGGUGAAACCCCCUUCAAUCAGGGAUAUAUUUUCUGUUAAUAGAGUGAAACUUUCUCAGCGAUGGAAAAUCAUUUCUCGUGUUGUACAAAUAAAGAGCAAAUAAACAAAGAUUUAUCUACAUCUAGAUUGUGCUGCCUUUCUUGUCGUUCCUCAGCGAUCUAGAGUUUGUCAUUUUGCGUUCAGUAAAUAUUUACCUGCAAAGUUUGAUUUGAUAUUUAUGAGUCUUCCAUUUUUUAUUUGCAA